Aspergillus campestris IBT 28561 is the source of this 6285-nucleotide messenger RNA. RefSeq names its product putative SNF2 family helicase. The record is from RefSeq and is a predicted model, not a curated record. The transcript is spliced from 7 exons. Bases 1 to 6285 code for a protein of 2094 amino acids. NCBI's taxonomy places the organism in Eukaryota, Fungi, Ascomycota, Eurotiomycetes, Eurotiales, Aspergillaceae. Gene Ontology annotation, molecular function: ATP-dependent chromatin remodeler activity; ATP binding; methyltransferase activity.
AUGCCAUUCGAAGGAAGUCUCACUUCACCUGCCCCCCAACCCUCCCCCUCCCCCUCCCCCUCCUCCUCCUCAUCCGUCUCAUCCUCCUCCUCAUCCUCCCCAUCCCCCAUCAAGCAGCCCAGAAGAAAAAGGAGAAGGCUGCAGGGCCCAGACGCGGACCCAGAAACAGCACUCGAGGGCGUCGAAACAGAGGAAGAAGAGCCCGCUUCCUCCCCCGACGAGGAGCUCCGAGCGGCCCUCAUCCGCACCGAGGUCGACAUCCCCGAGCUGAUUAGAUCGAGCAGGCUGGCCACUGCGAUCAGGCAGCCUCGCACGCAGCUAGCUACCAACCUGUCUCCGCUGUACAAGCUCGACGAUAUCUACCAAGAUAUCACCUCCAAGGCGCUGGUUCUGGGCCUCGGUGCUGUCUUGAAGCAUCUGGGCGGUAGGGCGUUGCGGGUGGCCACUAUGUGUUCUGGCACGGAGAGUCCGUUGUUGGCUAUGGAGCUCGUUCAGCAGAAUCUCAGAAAGCACUUCGACACGACCUUCAACUUCCGCCACUUGUUCAGUGCCGAGAUCGUGCCAUUCAAGCAGGCGUACAUCGAACGCAACUUUCACCCCAAGGUCAUGUUUCGCGAUGUGACCGAGUUGAGGGAUCGAGUGGCACAAACGGUGUACGGGUCUUUAGAAAAAAUCCCCAAGAACGCAGAUCUCCUCAUUGCUGGAUUCGCGUGCGUGGACUUCUCAAACCUGAACAACAACCGCAAGACCCUGGACCAGAACGGUGAGUCUGGGGGUACGUUUUGGGGCAUCAUCCGCUAUGCUCGCGCCUAUCGGCCGCGGAUGGUCAUCCUAGAGAACGUCCGCAGCGCGCCCUGGGAUGCCAUCAAGGAGCACUGGAAUGAGAUCAACUACUAUAGUGUCUAUUUGGGUGUAGACACCAAAUCGUACUAUCUUCCGCAGACCCGCGAGCGGGGAUAUCUUUUCUGCGUUGAUAGAGAGCUCAUGAAGAAGGGCAACUUUUCAGAGGGACAUAUGCUGAGAUGGUCGGCUGUCUUUGAAGGGUUCCAGCGUCCUGCAAGCUCCCCUGCUGGGAUGUUCCUCAUUGAUGCGGAUGAUAGACGCCUGGGCCAGAUCGAACAAGACGUCAUUGGGAAAACUUCGUGCAAUCCUCGCGAAUGGUCGAGGUACCAGAUCAGACACCAAAGCUACCGCAACGAUCAGAAGCUUGGCGAUGAACGUCCGGUCAGCAAGUCGAAAGACCAAGGUAUUUGUCAGAUGCCUGAUUUCUACUGGCAUGGUUGGGCGAGGUCGUUGCCGGAGCGUGUUUGGGAAACUCUGGAUAUCAAUUAUCUUCGCAAGCUUGCUGAGUUGGAAGGAUAUGACAUGAACUACAAGGAACGGUAUCUUGAGCUCUCACAGGGUGUAGACAGAGACGGAGACUGCCGUGCUUUUGGAAUCGUUGGCUGCAUCACCCCCAGUGGCAUUCCGUACGUCACAACUCGCGGGGGACCCAUCUGCGGUCUUGAGGCACUUGCAUUGCAAGGAUUGCCCCUGGACAGGCUUUCGCUGUCGCGAGAGUCCAAGAGAGACCUGCAUGGUUUGGCUGGGAACGCGAUGAGCUCGACUGUCGUUGGAUGCGCGAUCUUAGCGGCCUUGAUCGUCGGCCAUGGUGUUCUCAAGAAAGGCGAGGCGGUGCCCACUCCAGAGCACACCAUCCACAGGGACAAAGACCUUUCUCCUAGAGCUGAAUACAGCCAGGUACCAUGCUUUGUACCGGUCAACCCUGAUGGAAAGAUGGUAUCCCCCAGCUUAUUGGCACAGAGUGCGACAAGUGCUCGUUAUUGCAUGUGCGAAAGACAGUUCGCUACACGUCAGGCAAUCUUGAGAUGCACCUUGUGCGGACACACAUCAUGUGCAGACUGUGCAGGAAAUCCAUCGCAUGCCUAUGAGCGCUGCCCUGGCUUAGAGCGAAGCUCCCCGCUGGAUUUUGCCGGUAGACUCAUGAGGACCCUGCCCAUGAGAUUGGUGGUGUACGGUAUUUCCGUUGAAGCAUACUCCUGCUUCGAGCAAGAAAAUCCCUCGAUAGCCAGUAGAGACUGGGGAGAGUUUAUGGAGGCAGUCCUCAAAACUGUCGGAGAUGAGCUUCGCUUUUCUAAUUCCAAACGAAGCGAGCUCUGGACAGUCUCAUACGAAGGCCAACACUCGACACUCGAACUUUUGAUCGGCAGCACUGGUUUGGAGUGGCUUCUGUUUGCCAUGGCCCCCAGUUCCGAGCCUAGCUUGUCUUUCCUGCGCGAAGUCCUCCUUCAUCCCAUUGCUCGGAUGACCCCCAAGCCCGGAACGCUCUUAGAGGGAGAUUGGGAGAUAUGCAGCCCUAUCAGUUCGGUGCCUUCGACGGAGGCCAGAUGUGGACUGAAAAAAGACGAAUUUGCCAAUUCCGUCGUUUGGAAUGUCAAAAAUCUCGAUGUUGAUAUCCGAGGCCUCUACAAACUGUUGCCGGAUUGCGGGACCGCCAAUGGAUGUUUGCACAAAAGGGAAGCGUCAGGAAGCAUGCCCGCCGUGUAUCUUUUUCUGGACCCAACUAAGCUUGGAAUCGCGCGUCACGAUACCUUUGUCUUCUCUUUGGAACAUCGCCGUAACGCAGGUUAUUCCAAACGGCACACUCUGGCGGAGGUAUCGCACAAAUGGCGAUCGAGAGAUCUGCAGGACGACCCACAGACAGCCAAUGUCUUCUAUCGCAGAUGGUAUAAGGCGCCAGCAGUUGCUCUGCACAUUUAUGCCCCCGAUGCCCCCAUUGACUGUUAUCACCUGAAGCCGUGGACCGUCAUCUCUGUUGAAAACGCUGGCUGCAUUGAUGCGAAUAUCACGUUGGUAUCUGUCACGGCACCGGCCGCGGCACUCGAAUCACUAUGGAGCAAAGGCCCUUGGGAAGUGGCCGACCCUAUGUCCUCGCCAUCGCUGAUGCGAGAAUUUUCUUGGUUACUCCAGAAGGUAUCCGGGAUUUCGAUAUUCCAGACCUGGAAUGCUGUCGUGCACGAAAACCAGCAUAAAGGGGGUCCUGAACCAUGUCCUUCCUGCGUACCGCCAAAGCCUCAAAUGAUAUGGGGCCGCGAUGGAGCCGGGAAGGUGAAGGCUUACGAGGAUUUCCACGGCGCGGCCGUGUACGAACGACGUAUGAAAUUGAGGCCCCCAGCUUUUUUGAUUUUCCACUGCGUCGAUGAUGAAAACGUUGGGCAUUUCCAUAUCACACUCAACGUGCAGACACUUUUGCACCAGGCGUAUGUCAGGCUUCUUGGGCACAAUGUCGUGGAGGACGUCUCUUUCCAUUGGCGCCUUGUCCCCAACUAUCUCGAUGCACGAGAAUUCGCAUUCCCAAAGUUUGUUUUGGCGAACAACCGAGCCGACGCUGAAACGAGCCAGCCUCCGGAAUUCCGGUUUAGUCUUCGCCCUGAACAGCUCCGUUCCUUGGGGUGGAUGAUAAAGCAAGAGGGUGAGAACGUGGAGCCUUUCAUCGAACAGGAGAUUGAGGAGUCGUUCAUACCAUCUCUGAUGUGGCGUGCAGAGGGCAGAGUCACUACCCCCAAAGUGGUCCGCGGAGGCGUGCUGGCGGACGAAGUCGGCUACGGGAAAACUGCGAUCAUACUUGGAUUGAUCGACGCCCAGCAUAAUGGAAGUCCGCCGCACAUGUCGGAGACAGUUCCAGAACACAUUCCCACCACAGCCACCCUCAUCGUGGCGCCGCAAUUGAUGCUGCAGCAGUGGAAAUCAGAGAUCCAUAAAUUUCUUGGGAACAGGUACCGUGUCCUGGUCAUUCAUUCAAGCUUGGCUCUUUCGAAGCAGACUGUGGGCGACUUUCAACAGGCCGACAUUAUCCUGGUUUCUUGGUCCAUCUUGAAUAGCAGUCUGUAUUUUCGAAGACUCCAACGGUUUACCGGAGUGCCCAAGAUCCCCAAUGGACCAGGCCGGAGAUUCGACGAUUGGUUCCAAGGAGCGAGAGAUGCCCUCAAGGGACAGGUCAAAAUACUGACGGAUCAUGGCACGGCUGCUCUGUUAGAUUCCAUACGGCUUCGAUGGAAACGCAUGGAGGAAAGCGAGGAGAGAUACACUUAUAUCCCCUCCCAGAGACUGAGGGGGCAGCGAUAUGCCGACGCCAAUAGAGACAAGAACACAGAGGAGGAGUCGGAUUAUGCCGAUAUCUCCAGUGCCGACGAUUCUUCGGACGCAAGUGAUGACGAGAAUCCGGACAAGCUACGGGCCAAUAUAGACCGGUGCAUCAGACUCAGAUCUCGCACCCACGUCCACUCCGACAACCACAUCGAUGAAGACGCAGAAUCAAGUACUGAAUCUGCUGAUGACAUCGCCAAAGAUUUCCUGAGUAAGGAAAACGACUUGGCUCCCGACUUGCUCAAAAUUCCUCUUUUCCACGCAUUUGCGUUCGACCGUCUUGUCAUUGACGAGUUCACUUAUGUCAACACAAGCCAGCUUGUCUCCCUCCAGACCAUACAGGCGAGGUCGAAGUGGGCACUGUCUGGGACGCCCCCACUCAAUGAUGCCCCCGACGUCAACACCACAGCUUCCUUGCUGGGUGUGCAUCUUGGGGCUGACGACGAUGACGAGAGAUCCGAGAACACCCGGGUCAAGACGAUCAGAAAACAGCGGUCCGAUGCUGAAGCGUUCGAAUCCUUCCGAACUCCUCGCACUGAAGCAUGGCAUCGAAGCCGCCAUGAGCUUGCUCAGAGAUUUCUGGAUCGUUUCAUGCGGAAGAAUAUCGCAGAGAUCGACGAGAUCCCCUUCGUCGAGCACAUCGUUCUAGCCCCCCAGUCUCUCGCCGAACGGACCGUCUACCUCGAACUGUACAGUCAGAUCAUGGCAUGCAGCGGCCAGCUUCGCAAAACCGGUAGAGCUGCUUACGGGAGUGACCAGGCCUGGCGUGUGGACGAGAUGAUCAACAGUAGCGAGACGCCUGAAGAGGCACUGCUCAAGCAGUGCACGUCUCUUGCAUUCCAGAGUCAGUCGGAUGAUGAACUUGUCGAGGGUGUCACCUGCGAGCGGCUUAUUCAAACCCGCGAAUCGCAUCUCCACGACUUGCAAAAAGAGCUACGUGACAUAGUCCAAAAGAUGCGCCCACUUUUGACCGUCUUCAAGCCGAAACCUAAGCCAGUCCCCGAACUUACAGCACUCAUCUUGGAUCGCGACUUUGGCGACGUGCGCGUGGCCAAUGAGGCCUACAGUUUGAUACAAAGUGCAAUCGUGAGCGCGCCCUCCCCAGAGAAACAUGACAACUCUGUAGCAUCGCCGGACUCCGUUGCAACAGAGUCACAAGCCGACUUUCUGGAAAGCGAGCCCCCCAUGGAAAACGAAACAGAUGGGUGCCCUGAACCACCGGCGUCGCAAAUUCCGACGACUAACGAAGACAAAAAGUUGGGUGACACCAUGGAGACCAUACGAAAUCUGGUGGUGGAGUGGGUUCUGCAAAAAAGGGCCCUUCGGUUCCUUUAUAUCGCACGUAUGAUCCAGGACGGGCGAGAAGACCUCCAUUGCCGCGGCUGUGAGACGCAACCCCAGUCUGUCGCGCAACUAGAUAUUCUAGGGUCAUGCGGCCACCUCCUUUGCCCCCACUGCAUGGCCAUGGUGGCCCGCGAGGAAGAGUGUGCAGUCAAAGGAUGCCGGGGCUCUGGAAGAAGACACAAUGUCGUAAAGGCAUUGUCCCUGAGAGAAAUCGCCAUGAAUCAAAGUCCCCUGUCCAGCAGCAGCAAACUGGAUCGACUCGUGCAGAUCGUCCAGAGUAUUCCUGCGAGAGAAUAUACCCUGCUUUUCAUCCAAUUCUCCGAGCUCAUGGACGUGGCAUCUCGAACGCUGGACUCGGCCGGGAUCCCGCACUUCGUCAUAUAUCCCACCGACCGCGUGUCGACGAAGAAAGUGCAGCAACUGCAGAAGUUUGGUUCCGGCGAUGAGAGGGUUUUGAUCCUGAGUUUAGAUAAUGAGAUGGCUGCUGGGUUAAACCUCCAAUGUGCCAACCACGUCGUCUUUCUCUCGCCCAUGUUGGCACAGACCCAGUAUGACUAUGACUCGGCCAUGACCCAAGCCAUAGGCCGCAGCCGCCGCUACGGACAGAGUAAAACCGUGCACAUCUACCACCUGCUUGCCAAGGGGACCGUCGAUGUCAGUAUCUUCCAACGUCGGCGGGAGAAGGUCCUCUUGGACAAGGAUGGUGAAGCUGUCUUGGUCUCGCAGGAGGAGGCGAUGGGGUGUGAGGCGAUGCGUUGCGAAGGACCAUCGUUGGAGGCAGACGAUCUCAUUUGA